AUGGAUUCUAGGUUUGUUCGAUGGUACAGAUCGAUUUAUACGAAAGAUAAUGCCCAUGUCAACAUGGUGGCCGAACCGAAACCCCAUCAAACUGGACGCAAGCGGCAGAACGUCACUAAAACUGGCAACGAUUGGGACUACUACUAUGACAGUUACUACGCGUCGACUGCUUUUCCACCUCGUUUGGCGCCGCCGUUGAAGAGACCUCGUUUGAUGCCACCGGCUCGAUCGCAGCAUCCCAAGCAACAGAAACAACAACCCGCCGCGAACACAGCCGCCGUUCCGGACCUGAACCAGCUGAAAGUGUACAGCAACCCGGAUAUUCUGAUCUGCGGCAACUGUCGGGAGAUGUUUACAGACCUGGGCGAGUUGCUCGAGCACAAGCGGAAUUACUGCAAACUGCGGUUCACAUGUAAAUGUCACACCUUCAACGGAACAGCUCCAAGAGACUCUACGACGGCUCUGCUAUGCGUUCUCUGCAAGGUGUCCUUCCCUUCAGCAUGGGAACUGAUGGUUCAUGCUCAGGCAGCACACAUGAUCAACAUUUACGAGCUGGGAACUCGACCUCAGAGUCCCAGAUCAGCUCCCAGCCCUCCGCAGAGUCCAAGUCAGCAUCAGAAGGAAUCAUCCCCGUCACCGCAAGACUUUCAGGAAACCAAAGCAUCGGAUUGUGAAGAGCGCGCAGAGGAAGAGGAUCUAGAUGGACACGAAUUAUUGCCCUCUCCUGAUAGUGGCAAGUCGACGGACAACGAAGCAGCUCUGUCACCGAUUAAAAUACGAUCUGACGUAAACGGACUGGACCAUGAAGAAUGUGACGAGCUGAUCCACGUUGAAAACACCACACAAGCUUGUAUCAUGCAUACUCUCAGCAUUGACUCGUCCUUGGAACUCAACUCUGACACGAACUCGAGGGGAAGUUCUGGCCCAGUCAUGGCGUUGACUAAUGGAUCUCUGUCCGCGAAGGAAUAAGUCGAGAGAGAGAGAGUGGGGAGAGAGCGAGAGAGAGAGAGAGAGAGAGAAAAAAUAAAAUAAAAAAAGAGAAUUAGUCAUUGGAACACGACUUUCCUUGUCCAGGGAUUCCUGUAACCAACGCCACCAACGAGACAUAUCGAUCUCCUUUAAGGAUAACA
Messenger RNA from Habropoda laboriosa, 1130 nucleotides. RefSeq lists its product as uncharacterized. Lineage: Eukaryota; Metazoa; Arthropoda; Insecta; Hymenoptera; Apidae. The coding region runs from base 1 to 969 and encodes 322 amino acids. The transcript is spliced from 8 exons. Gene Ontology annotation, molecular function: RNA binding. Gene Ontology annotation, cellular component: nucleus. The record is from RefSeq and is a predicted model, not a curated record.